AUGGGGUACCUGCCGUCGCUGGGCGGCAACGCGGCGCACCUCGUCUCCGACCUCGCCACCGUCAUCCUCAACCCCGUCUCCGGCCACGAGCGGGAGCGCUCCUCCCACCUCCCCGAGGCCACUGAAGGGCAGGAAAAUCUUUAUGGUGAUGAAGAACCUGAAAUCCCUAAUGGCCCCGACACAUCUUCGUUUCGAGCAUUUCUGAUGUCAUUUAUGUCUGCAUCAAGCUCUAGCAAUGAUUCAAUGGAGAUCAUACCUGAGCAGGAUCUGGAUAUGGAAUACCCAACUUUAACACCUGUUGGGAGGGGAAUCAAGGAAAGGAAGGGGUUGCUUAGUAGAGGCAAGCAUUCCAUUGGAAAGAUUAUUAACAAGGCAGGUAGACUUGGUGGUUUCAGACAAAAAUCCGGCCACAUCGUUGAUAAUGAAAUAGCAAAUCAAAUAGAGUCAAUGUCGUCCGGUUUCGCUCUGAAGGUAUCAAGGGGGUCUGCUUCAAAUCACAAGUUGCCACCUAUGUCUGAACCAUCAAUGCUUUUAUCAGAAAUGAUGCGAAAUGUUCUUUAUCCAUCUCUUCCUGUUCUUGUUCAAGGAAAGAACUGGAUGCUGGUUUACAGUACCUGGAGGCACGGGGUAUCUCUAUCUACUCUGUACAGAAGGAGCAUGCUUUGCUCUGGUGAUUCACUUCUGGUAUGCUGCAUACCAUGCUUUUGUAUAUCUUCCAUUUUCAUGCCCUCAUUUGCAAUAUAA
This is a messenger RNA of Triticum turgidum subsp. durum (durum wheat), 744 nucleotides long. The record is from the annotation of a GenBank genome assembly. Lineage: Eukaryota; Viridiplantae; Streptophyta; Magnoliopsida; Poales; Poaceae.